AAUGAAUGAAUGAAUGAUAUUCUAAGCAAGCUUGCAUUAGCAAAAAGAAAUAAAAAUAAAAAAACACACGUGUAACUGUCGCAUGAAAGUUUCCAUGGAAAACUCGCGCUUCCGUUCACGUGGCAGACCAGACUUCCCCGCUUCCAUAUUCAGUACUCUCUCCAAACCUUAAUCAGUCUUCACUGAUCUCUCGUCUCUUCCCUAUCCAAUCCCCAUAGAUUAUUAUUGCUGUUGCUUAACACAGAGGAAUACGGAAGACUCACUCACUUCGAGCUGUUUCUUUUCUGCCCUCUUUUUUUUUUUUUAAUAUUGGAAUCCUUAUUUAACUUCUGGUCUGGGGUUAGGAUCAAGUAUCUCAUCCAUUCCAUGUUUGGUCUUUUCGUUACCCAAAGGAAAAGAGAAUAAUAAGAUAAGGAUAGAAAUAUAGGAAAGCAAAGAUGCUACACUCAUCUUUUAUAUCCAAAUCAAAUGGUACCAAGUUUCCUUCCUUCGCUUCCGCAAAUGCAACCCUUUCUUCCUUCCGAGCUUCUUCUCAUUUUCAAAUGGGAUUGAAGUGGAGUAGAAUUGCAUUCAGUAGCAGCAGCGGGCAACGACUUUCAAGUAAGGCAAGGAGCCGUGUCAAGCAUAGGACAGCAAACGUCUACGGGCGUCAGGCAAGAGAACGUGUACUUGAGGAAGAGGCCCCUGAAAUGGCAGAAGCCACACCAUCCUUUAAAAUUUUUCCAGGUCAGGCAUUUCCAUUAGGUGCAUCAGAAGUUGAUAAUGGGAUCAAUUUUGCCAUUUUUUCACAGCAUGCGACUGCAGUUACACUUUGCUUAUCACUUCCCCAGAGGGGAGAACUUGACAUGCUGGCUGGUGGAAUGAUCGAAUUUUCUUUGGACCCUAAUCUCAACAAAACUGGAGAUAUUUGGCACAUAUGCAUUGAGGAUUUGCCUCGGAGCAAUGUCCUCUAUGGUUAUCGCAUUGAUGGUCCCAAAGAUUGGGACAAAGGGCAUCGGUUUGACAGCAACAAUGUUCUUAUAGAUCCUUAUGCAAAGCUAGUAGAAGGUCGUCGAAAUUUUGGAGAUGCAAAGCAUAAAUUAUCAAAAUUUCUUGGAACAUAUGAUUUUGAUAGCUUGCCUUUUGACUGGGGAGAAGACUACAAGCUCCCAAAUAUCCCCGAGAGAGAACUUGUCGUAUAUGAAAUGAAUGUUCGUGCAUUUACAGCUGACGAAUCUAGUUGCUUGGAUCAAGAUAUACGGGGCACUUAUGCUGGUCUGAUAGAGAAGAUCCCACACCUUCUAGAACUUGGAAUCAAUGCAGUGGAGUUGCUUCCUGUCUUUGAGUUUGACGAGUUUGAGUUUCAAAGGCGCCCCAAUCCCAGAGAUCACAUGAUCAAUACAUGGGGUUACUCGACGAUAAAUUUCUUUGCUCCUAUGAGUCGUUAUGGUAGUGGUGGUGGAGGAGCUGUUAGUGCUUCUCGGGAGUUCAAAGAAAUGGUUAAAGCCUUGCAUGGGGCUGGAAUUGAGGUGAUUUUGGAUGUUGUUUAUAAUCACACUAAUGAAGCUGAUGAUAAGCAUCCUUAUACCACUUCAUUUCGUGGCAUAGAUAACAAGGUUUAUUACAUGGUGGACUUAAACAACAAAGGUCAACUGCUAAACUUCUCUGGCUGUGGGAAUACAUUCAACUGCAAUCAUCCUGUUGUCAUGGAGCUCAUAAUUGACAGCUUAAGACACUGGGUUGUUGAAUAUCACAUAGAUGGAUUUCGGUUUGACCUUGCCAGUGUUCUUUGUCGAGGCACAGAUGGUUCUCCUCUUGGUGCUCCUCCACUUAUCAGGGCUAUUGCGAAAGAUGCUACCUUAUCAAGGUGCAAAAUUAUUGCUGAACCUUGGGAUUGUGGAGGGCUCUAUCUUGUUGGCAGUUUUCCUAACUGGGACAGGUGGGCUGAGUGGAAUGGAAAGUACCGUGAUGAUCUAAGAAGAUUUAUAAAGGGCGAUCCUGGUAUGAAAGGAGCAUUUGCAACUCGCGUCUCUGGAUCUGCUGACCUGUACCGGAAAAAUAAACGCAAGCCGUACCAUAGUGUUAAUUUUGUCAUUGCACAUGAUGGCUUCACCCUCCGUGAUCUUGUUUCAUACAAUUUUAAGCACAAUGAAGCCAAUGGAGAAGGUGGAAAUGAUGGAAGCAAUGACAACUUUAGUUGGAAUUGCGGGUUUGAAGGAGAAACUGACAAUGUUGAUAUUAUUGCCCUGCGUUUCCGGCAAAUGAAAAACUUCCAUUUGGCAUUGAUGGUAUCACAGGGAGUUCCUAUGAUGCUAAUGGGAGAUGAAUAUGGGCAUACACGAUACGGUAAUAACAACAGUUACGGGCAUGAUACUGCUCUUAAUAAUUUCCAGUGGCAACAGGUUAAAAUUUAUCAUUUUUUAAAUAACUUUGAUCUAAAUAGUACUUGCUUGAUGGUAUUAUUUAUGUUGAAACAGUUGAAUGCAAGGAAGAGUGACCACUUCAGGUUUUUCUCUGAGGUGAUACACUAUCGGCAAAAGCAUCGAGUAUUUUCCCAUGAGAAUUUUCUCGACAGAAGUGAUGUGACUUGGCAUGAGGAUAACUGGGACAACCCAGACAGCAAAUUCCUCGCAUUUACGCUUCAUGACAAAGGUGGUGGAGAAAUCUAUCUCGCAUUCAAUGCUCAUGACUUUUUCGUUAAAGUUUCUAUACCCCCAGCGCCACCAAAGAGGCGUUGGUUCCGUGUGGUGGACACCAAUCUUGCGUCGCCGGAUGAUUUUGUGGGUGAAGGAGUCCCUGGAAUUGGCAGCACCUAUAAUGUGGCUCCAUACUCUUCCAUUCUUCUUGAAGCUAAAUAAUUAUGAGCUGACCUGAACCCCUUGGACUUUGGGUUAGAAGACGAUCAGAUUUGUUAUACUAUUUGCAAAGCUUUGUUAAAUCUUCUUAAAAGUUGAAACAUCUUAGCAAAUGUGAAAACUAAUAUAAUUAAGCGAUAAAUAGUUCGUUUUCAUAUUUA
Messenger RNA from Gossypium raimondii (Peruvian cotton), 2995 nucleotides. Its product is annotated as isoamylase 3, chloroplastic. The transcript is spliced from 23 exons. Gene Ontology annotation, molecular function: hydrolase activity, hydrolyzing O-glycosyl compounds. Gene Ontology annotation, biological process: carbohydrate metabolic process. The record is from RefSeq and is a predicted model, not a curated record. Lineage: Eukaryota; Viridiplantae; Streptophyta; Magnoliopsida; Malvales; Malvaceae. The coding region runs from base 438 to 2837 and encodes 799 amino acids.